ACGUGGCUCGCCCCAAUGUGGACACCGUGUAUGGAGGAGGCAGAAGCACGUUUCCCCGUCUCGCCCCCCUCUCCUUUCCCCCCCUUACCACCCAUCCGUGGCUCUCCCCAAUGUGGACACGGUACGUGGCGCUCCCCAAUGUGGACACGGUGUAUGGGGGAGCCUUCCUCUACCUGCGAGACCAGCCCAUAGUGUUGAAGACCCCCUACAUGGGCCAGGGGCGUUACUACAGCUUUUGUUUUUUCUCCGUUUCCCUUCCCCAUCUUCCCCACUCUUUCCUCCACACCCCUUCCGUCCGUCCCCCACCAAUGGCGUGCUUUUGCUACUGCGGAUGGUGGUGCAAAUCUUCCCGCAUCUCUUCCCCACCCUUCUCUCCUUCCCCACUAUUCCUUCCCUCCCCCUUCCCUUCCAUCUCCCGACCACAGUCACCCACCAACGAUGCACUCCUGCUGAUGCGAGUGGUCGUGUCUGCAAACGUCACCAACGACAUAGCUACAGUGCUCGACCCUCCCCAAUCCGCCCCUCCCCAAUCCGCCCCUCCCCAAUUCGCCCUUCCCCAGCUCCAACCUCUCCGAGGCCCUCCAGUCCCCGUGCCAGCUCCCCCCGCGCCGGUCCCCCCCGCGCCGGUCACCCCCACGUCUGCUUCCCCCGCGCCGGUUCCCUUCGCGCCGGUCCCCCCCCCGGCGGUGCCCCCCAGGAGCGGCCCCAUAACGGGGUCGUCCUGGCGGCGGUCGAGCGGAACGAGCGGGGAGGCGCAGAAGGUGUCGACGAAGGAGAGCGCGCGGUAG
This is a messenger RNA of Closterium sp. Naga37s-1, 788 nucleotides long. Lineage: Eukaryota; Viridiplantae; Streptophyta; Zygnematophyceae; Desmidiales; Closteriaceae. The record is from the annotation of a GenBank genome assembly.